AUGAUGGAAGAUUGCCUUAAUGGUACUGUUACAUCUGCGCAUUUUCAAAGAGAUGCUGAAGAAACAACUGCCAACUUGCCGUCGUUGCCAGGCAAAACGGGAUUUUAUACAAUGGCUGGAAUCCUGGAUUUCUUGCAACUGGAAUGGUCGAAAAUGCAGUUAGAACGCACACAGUGGGAUGUAGAAAAGGCGGAGCUACAGGCAAAGAUAGAGUUUCUACAAGGCAAGUUUGAAGGACUUGAAAACUUGAGAUAUAAUCUCAUUCGUCGAAUUAAAAUGCUGGAAUAUGCUUUAAUUCGAGAAAGAAGUUGCAAGAAUCAAGAAGGCCUUUCCAAGGAAAACGAAGAAGCCAUAAUCAACAUGCACUUUUCUAGAUCCGAAUCUAUUUCGGAUCAAUUAAAAAUAAAUACAAGCAGUGAAUGGCAGAAUGAAAGUGGUCAACUAAAUAAGUAUCUUGUUGACUCCUCCUCGUUUAGUGUUUCACCGGGUUUUGGUAACUCAACGGUGUGUAAUUUAUCCGAUUCAAGUUCACUAUUCGGUGGUAGCCUCGAACAGGAAGAGCAUCCUAUGAAUGUGUCGCCUAAACAUGAUAAUUCUGAGUCGAAAGUGUUACGAAAUCCAUUGGAACUUGCUAACGAUCUUUGUAAUCUAGAUCACAAUAAACUUCUAAACGACGACUCGCUUGACUUUAAUUUUUCUAAAAGUUCCAGCUUUGAUUAUUUAUCCCUAAUGAAUGAAUCUGAUCUAGCUUUAACAAUAGAACCUCAAUGUAUUACGGACCCUGAGACUGCUGAAGCGCUUUUAGAAUUUGAACAACUUGUUGCACAAGGCACGUACUUAGAUAAAAACUCUUUAACAGAUCAUGUGAAUACUAAUCUUGUAAAUAGUAUCAUCAAGCCUAAUGAAUCAACACAUAAGGAUUGGGAUAAUUUGAAUGAACAAGAAUUAUUACAACGUUUUAAAGAACUAUACAGAGCUGAUCGUUUGCAAGGCAAUUCAAACACACAAGAUACAGACUUGAAAAUAACUUCACUGAAUGAAGAUGAUGCAAGUAGUAAUAAACAAUCAUCCAGUCGUUGUAGUAGUCAACCUACAAAUUUCAAUGUAACUGAAGAUGAAUUAGGCAGUAUUCUGCCUGAUUUUGAAGUGAUUAUCAAUGAUGAACGUCGACAAAAUAUGCCUAGAAAUGACUUGUUGAAUAAUAAUAAUACUAAUACUGCAACAAAAGUAUUAUCAAAGAAUAUAAGUGAAACAAAAGAAUCAACUUUAAGACUAGAAGAUUUGGCCAGUCUUACUACAAUGGCAAAUGAAUUAGAUUCGAAUCAAGCUCGUGCAGUAGCCGUAGCAAUGGAUAACUUAGAUGGAAUGGGAGAGUGUAUUACAAAUAAAUUGAAUGAUAAAGUAGUCGCCAAUAAUUCAACAGUAAAUACAGCCUCAACGCAAAAACCUACAAAUUGGACAGCUAAGUAUACCUUACGUAGUCAUUUCGAUGCUAUUCGAGGUAUUGUUUUUCAUCCUACAGAACCAAUUUUGGUUACAUGCAGUGAAGAUCAUACGCUGAAAUUAUGGAAUUUAAAUAAAACUAUUCAAACCAAGAAAUCCUCUAUGUUUGAUGUUGAACCGAUAUACACAUUUCGUGGACACAAUUCCCCAGUAUUGUCAGUUACAAUGCUUGUUGGUUCAGCGAUAGGAGAGAAUACAUGUCAAUCUGGACUAUUAUCGCCUGCUUACAUAUAUUCUAGUGACUUAUCAGGUUGUAUACGUAGUUGGCAUGUAUCUAGUUUACAAAUGGAUCCUUAUGAUACCUUUGAUUUAUCAGUAAUGGGUCCUUCUCUUGAAGGUCAUACUGAUGCUGUUUGGUCGCUGUGCUCUCGUUAUGAUGGAUUACUGUUAUCAACUUCAGCCGAUGGAACUUCUCGUCUUUGGAAAUUACGUCCAGAUUCCUACUAUUCUUCUGAUGUGUAUUUUAUCAGUAACAUGUUAAAUAAAUACGAUGGUCUAUCUCCACAGAACUCAGUUCCUACAUCUGCUACAUUUUUAUGGACCAAUCAAAUGUAUUUCGCUACAGGCUUCACUUCCGGUCAUUUGUGUAUAUUCAAUUUGGAAACUAAUCAAAUUGUUAGAAGUUUUCAAUCAAUAGAUAUAAAUGAUGCUGUUUCAAGUAAAACGGUUUGUUCAGUGAAUUCUAUCAUUUCUCAUCCUCAUCUCCCAUUAAUCAUUAGUGCUCAUGAAGACCGUCAAAUUCGAUUUUGGGAUUCACUCAGUGGUAAAUGUGUUCAUUCGCUAACUGCACACUUGGAUGCAGUAACAACAAUCAGUGUAGAUUCUAAAGGAAUAUCACUUCUUUCAGCAAGUCAUGAUUGUUCAAUUAGAAUAUGGGAUAUCAAUACGAAAGUAUGCGUUCAGGAAAUAACUGGUCAUCGGAAAAAAUUUGGUGAAGCUAUCAAUUCCGUUGCAUAUCAUCCAACACAUCAUUUUAUGGCUAGUGCAGGAUCAGAUGCAUUAACGAAAGUAUACAUAUGA
This is a messenger RNA of Trichobilharzia regenti, 2523 nucleotides long. The record is from the annotation of a GenBank genome assembly. NCBI's taxonomy places the organism in Eukaryota, Metazoa, Platyhelminthes, Trematoda, Strigeidida, Schistosomatidae.